Messenger RNA from Maudiozyma saulgeensis, 4149 nucleotides. NCBI's taxonomy places the organism in Eukaryota, Fungi, Ascomycota, Saccharomycetes, Saccharomycetales, Saccharomycetaceae. The record is from the annotation of a GenBank genome assembly.
AUGGAUAAUGAUACAGAGAUAUAUGAACAACAAACAAUGGUUCCAAUUCCUGUAAAAUCUCGUAUUAUUAAAACAGAUAAACCAAGACCAUUUCUAUGUCCAACUUGUACAAGAGGUUUUGUUAGACAAGAACAUUUAAAGAGACAUGAACGAUCACAUACAAAUGAAAAACCAUUUCUUUGUAUAUUUUGUGGUAGAUGUUUUGCUAGAAGAGAUUUAGUAUUAAGACAUCAACAUAAAUUGCAUUCAACAUUAAUUAGUAUUGAAGAACAAAGUAAAAACGUUAAUCAUGAUUCAACAAGAGUUCAUGAUUUUUUACAGGAAAUUUUAAUUAAUGAGAAAAAAAAUGAUAAAUUUUAUGGUUCACCAUCACAAAAUUUAUUUGAUGAAUCAAUAAAUAUUUCAAAUUCAAAUUCUUUAUCACCAAUUAACAAUAAUAAUAACAAUAUUACAGAUAAUUUAAAUUUAAAUGAUCAAGGUAUACCAUUAAUUGAAAAAUCAACAGAUAGAAAUAAUGUAUCAGAUAAACAUAUUAUUAAAAUUAAUGGUAAUAAAAAAUCAAUUUUACCAACUUUAACAAAUCCAAUGGCAAAAAGUGCAGCGGAAUUGAAAAAAGAAGCAAAGGAAGCUGCAAAGGAAGCAGCAAAGGAUAUUUCAUUAUCUCCAUCAUCAUCGUCAUCUUUACAAAAUGGUAAAAGACAAAGAUCAAAUAAAUUAAAAAAAAUUAAUAAAAUUGCUAAAAAAAGUUCUUCUGUUUCGCCAAAUACAUCAAAUCCAAGUCCCUCAUUAAGUAAUUAUUCUCCCUUUACUAAUACUGGAAAUAUUAGUGGACUUUCAAAAUCUCCUUUAGCUGUUUAUCCAAUGACAAACGAUAAUAACAACAACAGUAGCAAUGAAAAUAUUAUUGAAAAUAGAAUUGAUAAUAUGGAUAUACCAACAAAUAAUAAGCAAUAUAGACAUAAGAGACAUGCCUCCUUUUCUGCUUCAAGUGCUUUAACUUAUUUGGAAGAUUCUAAUAAUAACAAUAACAAUAACAAUAGUAACAAGACUAAUAGUGGUAACAACAAUAAUAGCAACUUAAAUAAUGAUUGGCCUACAACUAGUCAUGAUAUGGCUAAUGAUGCACCACAUCAAGUCGGAUUCUCUACACCUCAAAUGACAGCUAAACAAGUGUAUGAAAAAGCAAUGGAAUGUGGUAUAGAUUUGAAUAAUAUGGAGAUUCCAUAUUUUUCAUUAGAUCAAAAUAACAAUCUUUCGGAACAAUCAAAUAUUGGACAACAAUCUAAUAGUAUUAACCAUAACACUAAUAUCUCUUCAGAUCAACAAUUCAUGAUGAAUAAUAAUAAUAAUAGCGAUGGUUUAAUUUCUGGUUAUGAAAAUGGGAUGUCUCAACAGGAUACAAUGGCAAUGUUAUCAGACUUCUUAACGAUGGGUCCAACAUUCGGUGGUGCAUCAGGUUAUGCAAGAACUAAUCAAGUAAAUGAUACUAAUUUAGAUUAUUUCAGUUAUGUUCCAACAUCAUCUAAAUCAUUUUUAAAUUUAAAGAGAAUGAAUAACAAUCAAAAUCAAGGACAAAAUCAGAUGGCAAACAAGUUACAAAGAUCAGCAUUAUUGGCAACGGGUAAAUUAUCGAGUAAGAAAAACUCACCUAACGGUUCAAAUACAAAUAUCCAUGAUCAUUUCACAGAUAUUCCAGAUAUUCAUACCCUAAAACAAGAAUCUUCUUCACAAAGUUUAGCAGAUAAAACUCCCAAAAUGAAUCAAUUGUAUCAAAGCCCUACAACUAAGAGUAAUAAUAGUCCAAGCUCAUCAACUUCACAUCAUCACGAUUUAACUUUAUCACCAGAUGAUGAAUUUUACAAGAAUUUCUUGGCUCAUGCUCCUUUGGAGACAGAUUUCAAGAUGAAUUUUGCUCAUUUAAAUGAUAUUGGUUUUACAGAAUCUAGUAACCCCAAUACUCUAACAAAUACAGUUCCAAGUACUGCCCCAGACAGUGCCUCCGCAAUGAUUCAAGGAUUAGAUAGUGAUCAGGGUUUGUUAUACAUGAACAGUCAUCAACCUCAUUCACAUGUACAAAUGCAACAACAAAAUGAAGCCCAAAAUAGUUUCCAUCAUCCUAUCGACACUGGUACAGAAUUAUCUAACCUUUUCGCGACUAGACAGAUGGACCUUUUCAAGAAGAAAGAAGAUAUAGAUCAUCAACCACACGAUAAUCAUUUGAACAAAAACGUUGGUAAUCCAUCUCCAGCACCAAAUAGAACAUCAUCUGUGUUUGAAAUUACUGGUAACUCCAGUGUGGAUACUUUUGCAAACUUUAUCAAUGGAAGUGCAUCUGCACCUUUGUCCUAUUAUACAAAACAAUUCCGUGACGCUAUUAUUAAGGAUAAUCAAUUGAAAUCAGAUCAAUUUCCAACAGUUGAAGAAUUAAACAAAUAUGUUAACUUAUUUAAAAUUCAUUUCCAUCCAUUUUAUCCUUUUAUUCAUUUAAGUUCUAUUCAUUUAGACAUGUCCAAUUAUCCAUUAUUAUUAAGUAUCACUAUGAUUGGUGCAUUAUAUGACUUCCAUUCUAGACACACCAUGUUAUUGUCCAAUAUUGCAUGGUUUCAUGUUAGAGAUGUUUUACAUAAAUCGAAAUCCGAUUACAGCCAAACACCACUUUGGGUCAUUCAAACUAUUUUAUUACUGAUCUUUAUUGGUAUUUUUAGUAGUGACACUGAAGUUAUAAAGAGUAUUCGUCCGCAGUUGACAACUUUGAUUCAACUUGUCAGACUAACCAAAUUGAAUCUGCCUUUAGAAAACUUUAUUAGACCACCAAUCGAAAGUGAUCAUACCCUUGAACUUCAGGAUAAUCCUACCGUGUUACAAAAAUAUACUGAACAAUUCAGUAGUCCUGAACAAACAAGAAGAAAUUAUGAAUAUUUCAUCUUGGCUCAGACUAGAAUUAGAACCUGUCAUAACAUUUUAUUGGUCUCUAAUCUUUACUCUGCUGUUGCAGGUGUAGAUAACUUCCUACAUUCUAUUGAUUUGAAAUGUGGUGUACCAUGUAGUCACGAAAUUUUAUAUCAUGUUAGUGAUCCACAAACUUGGUUGAAAUGUCUACAACAAAAUAAUAUCACUUUAGAUUCUAAACUCUCCUUGAUUGAAUUAUCUAACGGUAGUGGUAAUUAUGAAAGUUGUUUAAUGUAUUUGACAAAUGGUAGUCCAUAUAUCUUCGAGAAUAUGAAAUUAUCUAGAAAGACUUUAUUGUCAUUAUUAAUUUCCGUUCAUGAAAAAAUCACCCUGGAAAGGGCAUUCUCUAAGAAGGCAAAUACCAAUCCAAAGGACAAAUCACUAAAUGAUACUAGAUGGAGAUUUAGUUCUCGCUCUAUUGUAGGGUCUAUGUUGAAAUAUUGGGAAGCUUUAUAUAUUAAGAAUGGUGGUAUAUUGACUCCAAACAAGAGUAAUAUCAAUAUUAUUAAAAACACGCCGGUGAUGCGUCUCAUUAUUCCAUUGCACACAUAUGCCAAAAUUAGAAAAUGUGUCGAUAUGACUGAUGUAUUACGUAAAAUAUGGAGACAAGACUGGGAUCACAUGAACGAAAACCUAAACACCUUCUAUCAUGACAGAGAAUCAUUGUUUGAAGCCACCACUUACUCGUUGGAGAUAAUAGAUUUUUGGUUACAAACUGUCUCAACAACAAAUGAUAACUCUUUUAAUAUCUCAUCACCAAUUCCAAGUACGACAUGUAUCUUAAUCGCUUCUUUGAUUAUUUCUCAGUUCUUGAAGACUGUUGAAAAAUGGGCCUUCAAUUUCAAAAUACAUGGUUCAGAAAAUUCAACAAGUUUGAACGUUUCAGAUAGGGUAUUAUGGAUGAAAAUUUUUAAAUUGUUAAGAAACGUUGAGAAACAACUGAUAUCAACUGGUUAUCAAAUUAACAAUGCUGCUACACUUAAUGAAGAAUAUGCAAAGUUAGCAAUGAAACCAACUACACCAAUUCAAGAGACAACGCAUAUUAUCAAUUCUAUUGGUCUUUCUUCACGUUGUUUGUACUUAGCUGUGAGAAUAUUAAGUGUUUCCCCUGUUUGGUCCGUCAGUUUAGUGUUUGCCCAGGCCUUACAAUCGAGGGCUAUCUAUAAUGACAUGGACAUAUUCGCCAGUCACCAUGUUUAG